ACAUCUUGCACAUCUCGGCAGAAGACCUUCUGGGCUAUUUUCUUUUCUUGUUUGUUGCAUUAUCAAGCUGGCAUCAUGUCUAAGUAUGCCCCUCAUUCACGUUCGCAGCCUCGGGCUUCGCCUUACACAAAAUGCCAGAAAUGCCUGGGCACUGGGCACUUUACCUACGAAUGUAAGGCGGCGCGUCCGUAUGUCUCGAGGCCAUCGCGUACCCAGCAGCUCGAAAAUCCCCGAGUGCUCGCACAGUUGAAGAAAGACGGAAAGCCAUCAGUGGAAGUUCCGGAUGAGUUCAAAAGCAAGAGUGGCACUGCCAACCGUAUACUUGAGGCAAAGGAACAGGCACGGACGGAGGAGAAAGACAAGGAGGCAGUACCAUUGGGGAAACGAAAGCGCUCGACCUCUGCGUCCAGCGAGAGCAGCGACUCCACAUCUGAGUCUGAGUCUGAGUCUGAGUCUGAUUGGGAGAAAAAGGUGGGGUCAGACUAUAGCUCAGCUUCAUGCACAACAAAGUCUGGCUCCAACUCUGAUUGACCUUGUUCGAGCAUAACAUUCACAUAUUCUUUUGAUCUCUCCGCUUCUGAAUACCCUCUCACUGUAUAAUAUGAACAUUUGCCAAGAUGAUACGAGAAUGAGUAUUCG
Molecule: messenger RNA, 639 nt
Organism: Postia placenta MAD-698-R-SB12
Lineage: Eukaryota; Fungi; Basidiomycota; Agaricomycetes; Polyporales; Adustoporiaceae
Exons: 4
Coding region: 76-531 (151 amino acids)
Source: RefSeq, a predicted model, not a curated record